Messenger RNA from Penicillium olsonii, 1467 nucleotides. Lineage: Eukaryota; Fungi; Ascomycota; Eurotiomycetes; Eurotiales; Aspergillaceae. The record is from the annotation of a GenBank genome assembly.
AUGACGAAGGAAGCGCCUGAGACAACAGAGGAGUACAUCGAGGCCAUGAAGGCUGAGAUUCACACUUUGCUUCCCCGGCUCAUCGAUCAUGGACUGGAUGAUAGUAAAGGGCUUCUGCGCGUUGCCUGCCCUGAAGCGUCUGAUACUAUUUCCAAUCAGCCAACCCUUAACGACAAAAAUAUCAUCAACCACUUAGCUAUCCCAGCGCAAGAGAAGUCUAUCUCUAGAGUGCUGGAGGAAUGUUCAUUGAUCUUCGACACCCGGGUCGUAACACAGCACCCCCAUUUUUUCAGCUUCAUUCCCUCAACAAUGCUUCCUAUAUCCUGGGUUGCGGAUCUCGUCGUCAACGCUUUCAACCCCCACGUUGGAGGAAGCUUUGCUGGAUCAAGUUGCGAUAUCAUCGAGAAGUCCCUUAUGAAAUGGCUUGCUUCGAAGGUCGGAUUUCCACCCGAUGAGGCUACCGGUCUUUCCGUGUCCGGUGGUUCGAUGGCCAACUUCAUGGCGCUUACUGCUGCACGAGACAAGUUCAUUCAAAAAACGGAGGAUCACUAUCGUGCUGUGAUCUAUGUUUCUGAACAUAGUCACUUCUCGAUUGCCAAGGCCGCACGUAUUCUAGGCUUUGGUCAACAUCAAGUUCGUCAAAUCCCAGGACUCAAGCCGCAAGAGCUGGCAAGUUCGAUCCUAGAGGACAGAGCAGCUGAUCGUAUUCCCAUGGCGGUGGUCGCAACCCUUGGAUCCACGUCGACGGGAAGCAUUGAUCCAAUCCCUGAGAUCGCAUCAAUUACCUCGGAAAGUGAUAUAUGGCUGCAUAUCGAUGGUGCAUAUGGGUCUUCGGUUCUGCUAUCGGCCUCAUACUCCCACCUGGCAAAAGGUGUCGAGCGAGCCGACAGUCUGACAUGGGACGCGCAUAAAUGGCUUUUCACGAGCUAUGGCUGCGGCAUGCUUUUUGUCAGAAACAAACAGUGUCUUGCACGCUCGUUCUCUGCUCAUUCUGAUUUCCUUGAUAACGGAGGCCGUCAGGAAAACUUCGAGUUCUGGGACUUGAGCUUGGAACUUACCCGACCAGCUCGAGCGAUGCGGCUUUGGUUCACCCUACGUGCUUUGGGGACUGACCGGAUUGGAGAGAUGAUUGAUCGCGGUGUGGAAUUAGCAGAAGAAGCUGAGACAGUCUUCCGUUCCCUGGGUCAUUGGAAAAUACUGUCCGGGGCACAAAUGGCCAUUCUUGUGGUUCGGUAUCAGCCUACCGACAGUUCGGAGAAGUAUUUGAAUGAUCUAAACAAGAGGAUUGGGGACGUUGCUCUCGAACGGAAUGUGGCAGCAGUGCAAACCAUCGAAUUUGAGGAAAGGCUGGCACUACGGUUGUGUAUCAUCAACCCGAGGCUCGCUUCUCGCGAUUUGAAAAGCAUUCUACAUACGCUAGAUGAGAUAGCCAUGGAGACAGACGCGGAAAAGGCCCUUGUCGAGUGA